Messenger RNA from Dunckerocampus dactyliophorus (ringed pipefish), 1703 nucleotides. It is a transcript of the gene cdc20, whose product is annotated as cell division cycle 20 homolog. Gene Ontology annotation, molecular function: anaphase-promoting complex binding; protein binding; ubiquitin ligase activator activity. Gene Ontology annotation, cellular component: anaphase-promoting complex. Bases 130 to 1629 code for a protein of 499 amino acids. The record is from RefSeq and is a predicted model, not a curated record. Gene Ontology annotation, biological process: anaphase-promoting complex-dependent catabolic process; positive regulation of ubiquitin protein ligase activity; positive regulation of anaphase-promoting complex-dependent catabolic process. The transcript has 11 exons. NCBI's taxonomy places the organism in Eukaryota, Metazoa, Chordata, Actinopteri, Syngnathiformes, Syngnathidae.
CGUCUUGAAAGCGUCUGAAAUUUUUUUUAAAGAGACGCGAGAGAGCGAGAACCAGAGAGAUUUGUCUACCCUGUGUGACGGUGCUUCGAUCAACACAAGUGGCCAGUUGAUAAAGAAGGACUCCUCACAAUGGCACAGUUUGGUUUGGAAAACGACAUCAGUAACACCCUGAAGUUGGACGUGCCCAUCACAAAUGCGCCGAUUGCUCGCUGGCAGAGAAAGGCGAGCUCGUCCAACAUGUCCAUGAACGGUUUGUCCCCUGGGAAGUCUGCUAAUGUCUCCAUGAAUUCCUCCAAGACACCGGGAAAAACACCAGGCCGGAUGAGAAAAGUAACUCCGACAAGGAUGAUGGGAGGUGACCGCUUCAUUCCGGUCAGGAACACAAAACAAAUGGAAGUGGCUAGUUUCCUGCUGACAAAGGAGAAUCAGCCUAAGGAUACCAACACUUCAGCAGCAUCAUUGGAACAUCAGAAAGCAUGGUCCGUGGCGCUGAAUGGAUUCGACAUAGAAGAAGCACGCAUCCUGCAGUUCAGUGCAAAACCAGCCGCUCUCCCAGAUGGACAGCACAGUUCCUUGAAGUCCGUCUACAAUCAGACCGUCACUCCUAUGGCCAGCAAAAAAACACGAUACAUAUCUUCAAUGCCAGAAAAAAUCCUUGACGCUCCUGAGCUUAAGAAUGAUUUUUAUUUGAAUCUGCUCGAUUGGAACAGUCGGAAUGUUGUGGCUGUGGCGCUCCACAAUAGCGUCUAUCUGUGGGAUGCUACGCAAGGAAACAUUACUCACCUCAUGACCAUGGAGCGGGAGAUGGACUAUGUCAGUUCCCUGUCUUGGGCCAAGGAUGGAAACUACCUUGCAGUUGGGACCAGUGACUGUGCUGUCCAAUUGUGGGACGUAGAGCAGGAGAAAUGCCUGCGCAGCAUGGCCAGCCAUUCUGCAAGAGUCUGCAGCAUGAGCUGGAAUCAACACAUCCUUUCAAGUGGCAGCAGGUCAGGACAGAUUCACCACCAUGAUGUGAGGGUAGCGGACCACCACAUCUUUACCCUGAAAGGUCACUCGCAGGAGGUGUGCGGGCUCCAGUGGUCUCCAGACGGCCGCUACCUGGCCAGCGGAGGCAACGACAACACUGUGUGCAUUUGGCCCCGCGUAUCACAGGGCCGCGGGGAAAUGAGCACCUCGGUGCGCACCUGGGAUCUCCACAAAGGAGCGGUCAAGGCCCUGGCCUGGUGUCCGUGGCAGUCUAACAUCCUGGCCUCUGGUGGAGGCUCCACUGACUGUCACAUCAGAGUGUGGAACAUCAACAGUGGCUCCUGCCUCAGUGCACUGGACACCCAAUCACAGGUCACGGCCCUUGUGUUUGCUCCAAACUACAAGGAGCUGGUUUCGGCACAUGGUUAUGCAGACAAUAAUAUCAUCAUCUGGAAGUACCCAUCCCUGAUGAAAGUGGCAGACCUUCGUGGACAUGAGGACAGAAUCCUUAGUAUGGCCAUGAGCCCAGACUGCUCCACGGUCGCCAGCGUGGCAGCGGAUGAGACCAUCCGCCUGUGGAGGAGCUUCGAGGAGGACCCCAAAAAGCCCAAAGACAAGAUCGUCCGAUCUCUGAGGACUGCCUUAUCUCAGUCCAUCAGAUGAAUUUUUUUUCCUUUUUUUUUUUUUUGUUGCCAUAUGAUGUAUGGACACUAAUUUAAUCUGCAAUAAAGUUUUUG